Messenger RNA from Alosa alosa (allis shad), 2783 nucleotides. It is a transcript of the gene foxl3, whose product is annotated as forkhead box L3. Lineage: Eukaryota; Metazoa; Chordata; Actinopteri; Clupeiformes; Clupeidae. The coding region runs from base 128 to 793 and encodes 221 amino acids. The transcript is spliced from 3 exons. Gene Ontology annotation, biological process: anatomical structure morphogenesis; regulation of transcription by RNA polymerase II; cell differentiation. Gene Ontology annotation, molecular function: RNA polymerase II cis-regulatory region sequence-specific DNA binding; DNA-binding transcription factor activity, RNA polymerase II-specific. The record is from RefSeq and is a predicted model, not a curated record.
GAGAGGUUGGCAGGCGUUCUUAUUCAACUCAAAGGCGUCACUGGUGUUUGUCAAAUCGACUUUUUCUUUCUACUGAAUUCUAAUUGAAGGAGACAGUCCCCAACGGUGUCGCUCUGGCAACUGAAUUAUGUUUGAUAAUUCACAGUAUCCAUAUAAUUGUUUUAAUUAUGAUGGAGAUGGCUACCCCCCAUGUAGCUCUGAUGAGGAGAGAAAAAUAUGCAGACCUGCCUACAGUUACAUCGCACUUAUAGCAAUGGCCAUCCAGCAGAGCCCAGAGAACAGAGUGACCCUGUCAGGGAUCUACGAGUUUAUCAUGAAGCGGUUCCCCUACUACAGGUCCAACCAGAGGGCCUGGCAGAACUCUAUCCGACACAACCUCUCCCUCAACAGCUGCUUCAUCAAGGUGCCCCGAACAGAAGGCAAUGAGAAGGGAAAGGGAAAUUUCUGGACGUUCGCCUCAGGCUGUGAGUCCAUGCUGGACCUUUUUGAGAACGGCAACUUCCGCCGUCGGAGGCGCCGCCGCAACCUCAAGGUCGGCUUUCGCGAGCCGGACGCCCCGCGUCCCCGGGACUCGGAGCCCUUCUGCCCGUCGGCCCCCUGUGACAGAUCGGGUCAGCUCAACCCGGCACUGAGCAAGCCCGAGCCGGAGAUCAAGUUCAGCAUCGACUACAUCCUGUCCACCCCGGACCCCCACCCAGGCUUCAGACCCCACCACUGUGGUGCUGCCACCGCCGGACCCUCCAUAGCGCUGUUGGAGCCCCAGCACCUCAACCUGCACUUCUGGACCCUGUGACACCCCCCCCUCCCCUCCCCCAAUGUCUGGAUAUUCAUCUCUGUGGCAAGCAAAUCCUACCUGACCUGCCAAAACAAAUUGAGAAGUGGGAUCACACAGACUUGUGGUACGGUAAACACUGUAGAAAUGUACAGAAUUGACAUAUAGAGACUAUAUCCUACGAAAAUAAUGUAUACAUUCCUCUCAUGUCCCCUUGCUGUGCUGAAGGAAGCUAUUAGAGUGGUUAGUGUGGGUGGUCUGCCACUUGACCAUAUCUAUACCAGUCAUUAGUCCACAGAAGUAAUCAGAAAACAGUAGCAUUUGGACACAAUCUUUUACUUUGUGGUUAAAGAUCAGUCCUGGAGCAUAGUUUACAUUUCCCCUCAGUGCUGGUUUAUCUAAAUGUAUUUAAUCUAAUUUAAGAAUUUAUGUAAUUCCUUCAUGUCCUUUAACUAUGUUCCUCAUCAGGAGAACAUGGUUACUAUGAGAAGUAUCACUGUGUCCAACAUUAGGGCAAUGCUCUAAUUUGUCCUAAAAGUUCUACAUGUUUAUCUUGCAGAACAAAGCACAAAGUUGUAAACAAGCUAGAUACACAUGGUCAUGCAAUAUGUAUGUAUUUACGCCUUAAUAUGUUGUGUCUAAUAUUAUCAUAGAAAACUUAGUAAACUACAGAAAAGAACAAAUCAAUUUACAUGCUCAAAGAUAAAAAAAAGAAGAUUGUGUGAGGACAAAGGGUCUUACACACAAAAUGUGAUAUUAACAAAAAGACUUAGUGAUAACAAAAUGACUUGAGUUUUGUAAAAAUCAGCUUCACUACAGUACUUGGUUCAUUGCUGCCACUCUACAGAUCCAUACCAGCCAGUCUAUGCAAAACACCCAGUUUCAUUUGAAACCAGGCAGUCUAGCAUCUCCAGUGGUGUUUUGAUUUGUUUCAGUAUCUGGACAUAGUCUUGGAGAUGUGUUAUUGCAGUUCCUUUAAAAACACCUUGUAUUACGAAACACUGAUAGUGCAGUAAUGACUGCUGAGAAGGGAAAAAAUGUGUACAUUUUGGAUAAGAACCAUGUUUAUGUUUACACCAGGCUUAUCUCCAAACACCAUGAUGUUUACAGCUUAUGAAGAGGCCAAACCGUUCUGCUGCACAUUAUAUAUCAGUGUUUUAUUUAAAUAGGUUAUGUCCAACAUAAAGAUAGGCAACACUGUGGUCUUGUUCCUAGAUGAUUUAGGUGUGGAAUUGGGUGUCUCUGCGGUAAAAAGUUGAUACAACUGAAUGUUCCGUUACCGCAUCAUAUUUGUAAAUACUUGUAAAGUGAGCGUGUUUUUGUUGUAUUAUAAACGAUUGUUUGAAGCACUGUAUGUACCAAAGACCAAUGUUACAAGACAAAAUUGGUUUAAGGAUAAUUGUGAGUGGCAUGUAUGGUCAAAACAAUCAAAAAUGCAAAUAAAUGAUCACUGUUUCAGUAUACAAAAUGACUAAAAUAGCUGAUUCAUUUACUGGGAAAGAUUUUUAAGUGACUGUAAUUGUCAGAUGAUAAAUAUUAGGAAAACACUUGGGAAAUCUCACAAAACUGCAGUCAAACAGUUCAAAUCAGUGACAAUUAACAUAUUGCAAAUCAAUCUAGCCCAACCUUUCACAAGUCCCUAUAAUCUAUCUUAUUGACCUUUUCAGUUUGCUUGGAACUGAGACCUUACAAAUUUGAUGCAAACACUCCAUUAAAAUAAAAUCCCCUCAUAAAGGCGGGAGUUCACAGCACGGAUUCCUGUUAACAUUUAUUUCCCUUUCUAGGUGUAUCAAUCAUCCCUUGCUUUUGUGCUUGUGAAGGGACAUUUUACAAUUUAACCUUUAUAUUAUGGUGUGACUACAUCAGGAGAGGUUUUCAACACACUUAACAUGAGUGGCAUUUAAUAUAGUGUUACACUUGCAAGGUGAGCCGGAGAUGUGACCUUAUUCAAAUCCAGCUGCCACGACAACGCCGCUCUAGACGCAAUUAUAAUUAAACGGCCUUAUGCCGG